AUGGUAAACGCCACAGAAACUGGAUGUAUGAAAGUUUUACCGCACGAACAUGAUUCUACAUCAUAUUAUGAUACUUUGUGCUCUUUAAAAAUGAAAGAAGCAGCCAAAAGUAUUAAUUUUAAAAACAAAACUACCGCUGAAAUUGUAGGAAACAAUUAUGUUCAAGGCUCCGUUAAAAGGCUGUCUGCUUGUGCAAGAACCAUUCGAUUGGAAAAGGAAAUAGCAACAAAUCCAUCAAAAAUUGAAGAAAUUACUUUUACUGAAGAAGAAAUGACAUUUCUGUUGUUUAGAGACGAAGACAUGUUAAUUUUUGGAAACAGGAAUUUGUUUGAGUUUUUCAUCAAUGCAAACGUGAUAAUGAUGGAUGGGACCUUUAAAUCGUGUCCUAAGCUAUUUUCACAACUGUACACUUUGCACGCUUUAAAAAACGGAGAGUCUUUCCCCGUUUUUUAUGCCUGUUUGACAUCUAAAACAAAAGAGACUUAUUCCAAACUAUUCAAUCAAAUUGAAAGAUUGUGUGAUAAAGAAGUGUUUCACAAUAAUGUUGUCGUUAUGGGGGAUUUUGAGGUUGUACAUUUUAAAGACCUGUUUGGAAGUGAGGUGACAAUAAAAUGUUGUCAUUUCCACUUUUGCCAAUCUCUGUACAGGAGAGUAUUGACAAUGGGAUUGUCUCGCCGUUUUGUGGAAGGAGACACUUUUAAGUUGGGUGUCAAAAUGCUCAUGGCAACUGCUUAUUUACCAGAAGACGUUAUUGUUGAAACAUUCAAAAGAAUCAAAAGUGAAAUGGGUGGUGAUGAAGAUUUUGAAAAGUUUCUAGAGUAUUUCGAAAACAACUAUAUCAAAGGCGUGUUUAGAACAGCAAAUUGGUCGGUGUUUGGAUUAUCUGAAAGAACAAAUAACAGGUCAGAAAGUUUCCAUUCCGCACUUAACAGAUACAUCGGCACGACACAUCCAGUCAUCCAUAAGUUUUUGGAAAAAUUGUUGUCUUUUCAAAAAAUUAUCAAUUUGAAAUAUCAAGCAUAUGAAACUAACCUUCAAAAAAGUCGCCAAUCAAAUUUGUCGAUUAAGAAAAAUUUGACAUUGAAAGAACUACAAAAUUAA
Molecule: messenger RNA, 1101 nt
Organism: Entamoeba invadens IP1
Lineage: Eukaryota; Evosea; Mastigamoebida; Endamoebidae
Exons: 2
Coding region: 1-1101 (366 amino acids)
Source: RefSeq, a predicted model, not a curated record